Molecule: messenger RNA, 2970 nt
Organism: Diachasma alloeum
Lineage: Eukaryota; Metazoa; Arthropoda; Insecta; Hymenoptera; Braconidae
Gene: Sec5
Product: exocyst complex component 2
Exons: 7
Coding region: 250-2943 (897 amino acids)
Biological process (GO): exocytosis; Golgi to plasma membrane transport
Cellular component (GO): exocyst
Source: RefSeq, a predicted model, not a curated record
CCAGCCACGACCUACCUGUCAAAACAAAUGUUUCCUAAAUCUCCAAAUAAAUAUCCAGCAAUUAUCUUGGAGCAGAACACAAAAUGUGGGCGUGAUCGUGCUCAUCAGUCAUAAAAUUCCUCAUAAACUCUAUCAUGAGUUUGACAAGGGAACCCAGCGAGGGAUAUUUCGAGCUAGAAGAGUGUUGUUGACUGCUGUCAUAAGACUUAAUUUAUUCUUAUUGUUAAUUUUGUCAAUUUUUGAACGAGAAUGGUUCCACCUCCUGUUGUAACUGGGAUUUCCCCUAAGGAAGGUCCUCCAGGCACUAGAGUCACCGUUCGUGGUGAAUUUCUGGGGAAUAGGGUACAGGAUUUAAUAGGAUUGACAAUCUGCGGCUGCGACUGUCUCCUCUCCGCAGAAUGGAAGUCCCCGAACAAGAUCAUAGCGCGUUCAGGUCCCUGCAAGGGGCGCGGCGACAUAAUCGUGACGACUCGAAGCGGAGGCCAGGGUUCCUCGACAGUUCAAUUCCGUGGGUAUCAUGAGACCAUCGGUCCGAUGAAGGAGUCCGCAGUCUGGGUGGAAGAGGCCCCAGUGCAGAGCUUCGUCUGGGGCCGACGAGCCCUCUCCCCAACGAACUACCAGCAGGAGGACCCCCUGGGUCUCAGUGUCGAGGGCAACGACACCAAGAAAUUCCCAGAGGACGAACUCUGCGAGCUCUUUGGGGAGAGCAACGGUGAGCUGACCUCUGAGAAGUUCCACCCAGGAUGGUUUCUCCUUCAGCAUCACCACGCCACAUCCUUGGACGACCUGAAGGCAGGGCUGGCCUACCUCCGACGUAAAGUGAAUUCUCAGAAGGAGGGACAGCUCUCCUUCCUGAAGGCUAACGUGGGGUCAGUCAUGGAGCAGUUGGAGACAAUUGUACUCCUCAAGGAGCAGUUCGAGGCUGAUGUCAAGAAGUUCGGGGACGAUCCCACGGCGAGACUAGAGUCGGCGAUCAAAACGUCCAUGGAGGAAGCUAAUAAACUCUUCGAUGAUGUGCUGGCUAGGAGGGAUAGAGCGGAUGCCACCAGAAGUGCUCUAUCAGUCAUGCAGCGUUACAGAUUCCUCUUCUGCAUGCCUGUGAAUAUUGAGAAGAAUAUUAAGAGGGGAAAUUAUGACUUGGUCAUUAAUGAUUAUGCCAGGGUGAAGAAUCUAUUUGGUAAUACUGACGUUGAAAUCUUCAAAAAAGUCCUAGUGGAGAUUGAAAAGAAGAUAGAUAUGCUGCGAGACAUUCUCCGAAAGAAAUUAGAGGAGAUUCCGUUCGCACUGGAGAGACAGAAGAAAAUCAUUCGACACUUGGUGAAUCUCGAGGCGGAUGGAGAUCCUGCCUGGGAUGCCAUUGUCUCGCAUGCUGCCUACUUAGACAAAAACAUCUCAGGAUGUCUCCAAGACUACUUCACAGACAAUGGCAAUGACGAGGGGGUCGGCAGGCAUAAAAGCAACAACUUGACGCCGAUCGCUGCUGAUAGACUGAGAAUGUUCAGGAACGAUGCCAAUUGUAAUGUGCCUUCGAGAGUGUUAUGUAUUGAAGCUAUUUGUGACGUUGUGGCUGAGCAGUUGCCUGAUCUGUGGAGAUUGGGCCAGAGUUACUUCACUGGGCAGCUACACGUGGCUGUGGACGCCGAGAAACAGGGGCCUUUCAAGAACCUCGUGCUGAGCUGCAUUCAGAGGGCCAGCGAGGCCAUGAAGGAGAGCUGUGGCAGGGAUCUAACACCAGCUUGGUUGAUGCAUAGUCUGAGAUGCGUCAGGCAAAUGUAUGCUGCACUUAUUCAUCUGGAUUUGCCCAGUGAGGCUCUCGACAUUUUUGGAAAGUUUUUGUUUGAUCUUAGAUUGCAAUGUUUGGUAGCUCUCUUCAAACAAACUGCUGAGAACAUUGGAGGACUACAGAGAAAAGAAACCUGGCAAUUGGAAUACCUGCCCAAUGAAGACGGUGGAGUAACGAAAUUGCCAUGUUUGUUCGAGGAAAUGGUGAUGGAGGUGUCUGAUCUUGCUCGAGAAACUGCCAUUGCAUGUGGACCUAGGGAAACGCCACUCCUAGACAAUAUUGCACCCCAAGCUCUCUUCCAUAAUUCAGUUAAGACACUCUUCGUAGCAUUUUCACGGUGCCUACAACAAUUAGCCUUCAGUGGUAGCGAAGAGGCUAAUGAUGAGGAUGACGUUUCCCAGCUUGUGAGCUCACCCGCGGUCUACAGGUCGAGAGAAAAGCACAGGGGGCCAGCGACUCCGACAUGGGAGAAGUGUUUGCUGAUAACCCUCAGUAAUAUUCGGUAUACCAUGAAUACUAUUCUGCCAAGAGUAGUUGAGGCUCUAAAGUCCAAGGGAUAUCCAGACUUGUCGACUGCUGACGGGUGGAGGAAGGACUGGACGCAGUUGGAGACUCUGGACACUGCAGUGUUGGACGCUUAUCUUGAGAGAAGGUGUGACCCUCUUGUGGGGACCAUCGAACCCAGCAUGUACCUGGGACGACUCGAAUGGGACUCUGAUGUGGAACCCACCCACAUCAGACCUUAUGCUCAGGAGGCACUGGCUAAUCUCAUUGCUGUUCAUGCAGAGGUCACGAGAGUGUCCCCUGGCCUCUUAAAACGAGUGUUAUCUCACAUUGUUGAAACAAUAGCAGAGGAACUGGCGAGGCUGAUGUCUUGUGUGAGGAAAUUCGGGCCUUCUGGAAUUAUUCAAGCACGAGCUGACAUCACAUUACUGAGGAAUGCUCUGUCAAUUUAUAGCACACCUCGAGCAAGCACAUUUUUCGAAGAAGCUCUAGAUGCUGUUCCACCUCCCAAAAACGCAACUGACGCCUCUCGCAUCGAGGCCCUCCUCAGCAAAGUGACCUCAUCCAUGCAAUUACAAAUUCGCUGUCUUGCCGAGAGACCAAAAUCAACACAAAUUAGUCAAAACGAUGAUCCCAACAGAACGACAGUUGUUUAACAAAUAAAGAAACCAGUUGAAUUUAAA